UUUGUCGCCAGCUACUUCCAGUUUCUAUUCUCAGCCAUGGCUGACGAGGCUCCAGUGUUGAUAACAUUACAAGCCAAAGACCUAACCUGUAGCAUCUGUAUAUGCCGAUAUAAGUGCCCCACUACACUGCCAUGCGGGCACACUUUCUGCAUGGACUGCAUAGAGAGCUAUUGGAGGACUAACAAGAAAAAUGUGUGUCCGGUUUGCCAAAACGUAUUGUCAAGCAAGCCGCAUCUUAGCAAGAACACGGAUCUGGCCUCUCUGCUGGAUUUGCUGCAAGCACAAGACACCAAGGCUCACGAGAACUGUGCAGAGUGUACGGGCCCAGUGCCCCUCAAGUACUGUUUACCCUGUAUGACACCACUAUGCCAGAGUCACCUCCGCCUUCAUGAGGACUCGGUACUGCAGCGACAUCUGCUGGUAAACCCGCUAAACGCAGCCUUUAACUGGUCGUGCAGGCAGCAUAUUAAGGGUCUACAGCACUUCUGUGUUUCUCAUUGCCAACCUCUGUGCCCAGACUGUGUAAGCCAGCAUAAAGAGUGCCAGCCUGUGCCACUAUUAGAUCUCUAUAGGAAAAAUAAGGAUAAAUAUGAAAAGAAGAUUAGUGAAAUGAAUCGAGAUAUCACGAAGCACAAGCAAGUUAUCUCUGAAAAGAAGAACAACUAUCAUGAGAGUCAGGUACUGUUUUGCGAAAUUAAAGAAAACCUUACAAAGGAGUUCAGAGAUAUGAAAGAUUAUCUAGACAAACAGGAGAGAGCCGCUUUCUGGAGAAUUAAACAAGAGCAGGAAAGAGCUCAAAAGAAAAUAAAUGAAAUUAUUAACCCACUUAUCACCGGCAUAGAGAAAGUUAAGGAAUUAAAAACCCAGCUAGAAGACAGACUGCAAAAUGAUUGGAUAGAAGUUUUGAAGGACACAAGAGCAGAAAGUGACAUCUUUAAGCCAUUAACUACAACAAAGGAUGAAGUUUUAUUUGAUGAAAAUAGAAUUGUAGACAUUACGCAUAUGGUAUCUGAAAUUAAAAAAUCACUCUUCAAGCAUGCACUGUUGGAACAGUCCCACUGCCCUCCAAAACAAGAAGAUCUACUUGAAAUCCAAGUAGGUGAUGCCUCUUGUUCCGCUGUACAUCAUCCAGAAAAGAGACCAAAGAUGUUCCAACCAUUCCCAGAAGACACUCUCAGAUUCCAAGCAGCAGAAGCCUCUUGUGGCUUUGUGCAACAUCCCACAGCAAAACCCCAGGAAAAGUGCUCAAACAAGUUCCUGCAAUGGGCACGCAAUGUGUUUUUUGAUGAAGAAACUAUUAGUUGCAGGCUAUCUUAUUCCAGAGACCUGAAGACUGUCACAGUGAGUGAUAACAAUCAGUACCCCAAACAACCAAGAAGAUUCACCAACUGCCAAGCCCUGGGCUCUCAGGGUUUCUCUACUGGAUUCCAUUACUGGGAAAUCAGCACCAAGGAGAGCAACGUAGGGGCAGUCGGAGUUGCUUCUUCAGAGAUCAGCCAGGGGGAUCAACUUGGCAGAAACAAUUUGUCCUGGUGUAUAGAAUGGAACUCCGACCGAUUUGUGGCUUGGCAUAACAAAGACAACAUCAAAAUCCGCCAGCCAAAACCAGAUGUUGUAGGGGUGCUGCUGGAUGGUGAUGAAAGAUUACUCUCAUUUUAUUCAAUUGUAGAAGAAGUUCAGACACUUUUGCACACUUACAAACUCCCGUUGAAUUAUUUACUCUUUCCAGCGAUUUGGUUAUCUGGCAUUAAGAAAGGAAAUUCAUUAAGUAUAAUACAUUUUUAACUUAAGUAGAUGUCAAGUUAAAGGGAUGUUCCAUAAAAAAAUCUAUCAUGAACAUUAAAAAGCAGCAAUUAUAGGCACAGUCUAGUCAAAAUUAAAUUUUCAGGAUUCAGAUAGGGCAUGCAAUUUUAAACAACUUUCCAAUUCACUUUUAUCAUCAAAUUUGCUUUGUUCUCUUGGCAUUCUUAGUUGAAAGCUAAACCUAGGUAGGCUCAUAUGUUAAUUUCUAAGCCCUUGAAGGCCGUCUUUAAUCUCGAUGGAUUUGACAGUUUUUCACAGCUUGGGGGGGGGGGGGUAGUUCAUAUGUGCCAUAUAGAUAACAUUGUGCUCACAACUGUGGAGUUACUUAUGAGAGGGCAUUGAUUGGCUAAAAUGCAAGUCUGUCAAAAGUACUGAAAUCAUGGGGCAGUCUGCAGAGGCUUAUAAACAAGGUAAUCACAGAGAUAAAAAGUGUAAUAAUAUAACCAUGUUCGUUUUGCAAAACUGGGGAAUGGGUAAUAAAGGGAUUCUUUAUCUUUUUAAACAAUUAAAAUUCUGAAGUAGACUGUCCCUUUAAACAUCUUAAAAAAUAUUUUUGUUGAUUGAAAAAGGUUAACGGAACAUACAAAUAAAACUGAACUGCACAUGAAUGCAUUUUAAUACACAUAUAGUAGCAAAAAUGGUUCUAGAAAAAAUUAUAACUGUCACAGUGAUAGCUCUUACUGUAUAUAAGCUCAGAUUUACAAUCAAAGCUGUCAUUUUAACAGCUAUAGGUUUUACUAGAAUAACUAUUGCUAUUACACAUGUAUUUCACAAAUGUUUCAAUUCAAAUAUUAAAUGCAUGUGUAUGAUGUUACAAUACUAACAGUGGGCUGCAAACGAACAGAGGGGCAUAUCUAUCAAGCUCCGUAUGGAGCUUGAUGCCCCGUGUUUCUGGCGAGCCUGCAGGCUCGCCAGAAACAGCAGUUAUGAAGCAGCGGUCACAAAGACCACUGCUCAAUAACCUGUCCGCUUGCUCUGAGCAGGCGGACAGACAUCGCCGGAAAUCAACCCGAUCGAGUACGAUCGGGUUGAUUGAUACCCCCUGCUGGCGGCCCAUUGGCCGCGAGUCUGCAGGGGGCGGCGUUGCACCAGCAGCUCUUGUGAGCUGCUUGUGCAAUCCUGAAUACGGAGAGCGUAUUGCUCGCCGUAUUCAGCGAGGUCUGGCAGACCUAAUCUGCACUGUCGGAUCAGGUCCGCCAGACCUUGUUAAAUAGAGGCCAGAGAGUAUAAAGACUGGCGAGUGCCUUCUUGUAUAAUGGUGUGUUUAAAGUGAUGGUAAACUUUAGCUAAUGAAAUGCCAUAUAUGUAAUCUUUGCCAUUAAAAAAGUAUAUGUGUACUUUUUUUUUUUUAAAUCUAUCAGUGAAAAGGGCUAAAUCCAUGCUUAAAGUAAUUCCAAUUAACAUCCAAUCAGUGUGAAGUCCAGCCCUUUAAAAGCCCUUAAAGGGACAUGAAACCCAUUUUUUUUUGUUCAUGCUAUAGAAAGAGCAUGCAAUUUUAAACAACUUUUUAAUUUACUCCUAUUAUCUAAUUUGUUUUAUUCUCUUGAUAUUCUUUGCUGAAAAGCAUAUCUAGAUAGGCUCAGUAGCUGCUGAUUGGUUGCUGCACUUAGAAGCCUCAUGUGAUUGGCUCACCCAUGUGCAUUGCUUUUUCUUCAACUAAGGAUAUCUAAAAAAUGAAGCAAAAUAAAUAAUAUAAGGAAAUUGGAUUGUUUUUUAAAUUUGCAUUCUAAAAUUUUUGGGUAUAGUAUCCCUUUAAGUGCCAUAACACAUUUGAGUUAUGUGCAUAUUAUAAAAGGGUCAACUUAGGUAAAACAGUGUGUGAAAAAAAAGUGUAAAAAAACGCUUAUAAGUAUUUUAAUAAAAUUUCCAAAAAUCUGCAAAAUUACUUACACUUUAGUGUUGCCAAAUGUAGCCUGCUCCAGCCCCAUUAUCGGUGUCCUACUCCAAACCUUGUGGUAUCAUGUAACAUAAAUGUGCACGUGAGGAUAAAUACUUAUGCAAGUAAGGGGAUUUGUUACCAAGAGGCUUGCUCGUUUCCAUGGGGAUAAUGUCACAUGCUUUGUAAAAGCUUCAGCAUUAUACUGUGCACUGCUUUAGUCAGGUGUCAUAGGAUUCUGCCCCCUACCGUGCACGUGCACAAGUGCAUUCUGCUAAAGUUAUGGCCUGGAUAGCACCUUCCAAACAAAACUAUGCCUGAAUUAAAGGGGUAAUGGGGGGUUAAAACAGAAACCGUUUUGCAGGUAACCAUUGGCUACAUUAUAUAUUUAGAAACUUAUCUUAGUUUAUCUUAGGGUGGGACUGCUCUCUAUGGGCCUGAUGAUCGAAAGUAUCCACCGAUAUGUUGAGCGAGCCUGAAGAAAUAUUCCAAGCUCCCGACAUAUGGGUAUCGCCGAGAGGCGUUUACUAUACAUGCCAUUGGUCGGCAACACUGGCUAUAGAUAACACCCAACAUCGCAGACCAUAUUGGUGAUGCAUAGUAAAAGGAUCCUUUGAAAUUGAACUGCCGUACCUAACCACUAAUCCUAAUACCCCUAAACUGAAGUACCCCACUAUUGCAAACUAACACUACACUAAUAAUGAUCUAAACCACCACAUACCCACUGCAAAUAUCUAUCCUAUUAACCCCUAUACUGCCACAUACCCACUGCAAGUACUAUCCUAUUAACCCCUAUACCUCCACAUACCCACCGCAAAUACUAUCCUGUUAACCCCUAUACCGCCACUAGCCCACCGUAAGUACUAUCAUAUUAACCCCUAUACCGCCAUAUACCCACCUGAAGUACUAUACUAUUAACCCCUAUACCGCCACUAGCCCACUGCAAGUACUAUUCAAUUAAUCCCUAUACCUCCACAUACCCACCGCAAGUACUAUCCUAGUAACACCUAUAAUGCCACAUACCCACCACAAGUACUAUCUUAUUAACACCUAUACCGCCACAUACCCACCGCACGUACUAUCCUAUUAACCCCGAUACGCCACAUACCCACCACAAUUACUAUCCAAUUAACCCCUCUACUGCAACAUACCCACUGCAAGUACUAAACUAUUAACUCUGAUAAUAAAGAGAGAAGGGCUUGAUGUGUAUGUAAAAGCCAAUUAAAAAAGGUGCAAUAUACUCACUCCAUAAGUUGUAUAUUGUCUGCUUGUUUGGAGUGUCUCACUCAGAUAAUCAGUGCUGUUUAUCCCAAGGGAUUCAAUAAAGUUGAGAGUAGAAUAGAAAUAUUACUUUGAUUAUUCUUUUGUAAGGUAUUAGAAAAAGGUUCAUUUCCAAUUAUCACUAUAUUGGUAGAAAUUACAUUGGUCAAUAUAUUGUCCUUUUAAUAAUAUUUAAAUAUAUGAGGAACAUCGUGCAAACUUAUAGAUAGUAAAUUUUGUCAAAUUAAAUGGAAAUGUUAAAUUGUACUAUAAUUACAUAAAGAAACCGUCUUCAUAAAAACUUUAGAUUUUCUCUAUAUAUGGCUAAAUAGCAAGGUUUAUAUAUAGUAACGAUUCACGGAAAAAAAUUUGACUCAGCACUGGUUUAUUAGAUCAUACCUGUAUGAAUAUGUUUUAUUUUAUUUUAUUCAAUGCAAAAACAUUAUACCAUGCAUUGGCAGCUAACUAGCAUCUCUAGUAACUACAUAUGUGAUAUGAGGGAGACCGUGUUUGUACGUACAAUAUAACUGUUCGAUUUUAAAUGUAAAAUGUUAUGUUCUUUACUAUGAACUUGCUGGCAUCUUGAAAAUGUUGUACUUUAAUGUUGUACUCUAAUAUGCAUACCAUGUCGAUUAAGAACAUUUGCUGUUCACCUGUUUAUUUUACUCUACAGAAGGUUUGUUAAAUCGGGUCACUUAGCCUACGAAACAUACACGUCAAUCGGGAUUACCCUCUCCUUUUAGAAGAACCAAUAACAGAACAACAAAACGGAACUCUAUCCAAUCAUGGAUCAUUUACUACAGUGGACGGUAACCUACGCCUAAUAGGACGACGGAAGCAUGUGAUACAAAGUGGACCUGAAAUGGAACUUCUGACUUUAAACUACUCGAUUGAGGACUGCUUACAAUGAACUUUUCGGCUAUCACGUAGCAAGGCCAAUUUUCAUUGGUAGAUAUUGAUAUUCAUGCCGAACUACCUGUUUUUAGAUAAAAAAAAUAAAUAUAAACGUGGCAUAUGUUGAAAUUUAAAUUAUAACUUUGCUUUGAGAUAAGUUUUGGUUGGGCAUGAAUAUAAAUCGGAUAUUAUGUUCUCUUGAAUAAUAUUACAAAUCCAUUUUAUUGUGAGUCCAACUUCCUGUUUUUGACAGGAAAUUGGAACAUCAGAUAUCUGUAUUUAAACCGGCCUGGAAGGUCACAGCACACAAACAUUUCACCUGUUUUAACUGAUUUUAUACCAGCUCUUGAAAAAGACGUUCCUUAGACGUUGAAACGCGUAGAGAAAAUAAACCCUUUUUUAUCUUUA
This is a messenger RNA of Bombina bombina (fire-bellied toad), 6241 nucleotides long. RefSeq names its product ring finger protein 135 (gene RNF135). The record is from RefSeq and is a predicted model, not a curated record. Gene Ontology annotation, molecular function: protein binding. The coding region runs from base 37 to 1785 and encodes 582 amino acids. Lineage: Eukaryota; Metazoa; Chordata; Amphibia; Anura; Bombinatoridae. The transcript is spliced from 7 exons.